AUCAUGAAAAGAAACUUCACCUCAGUUUCCGAAUUCAUUCUCCUGGGAUUGACCAACAGGAGGGAUCUACAGAUAAUCCUCUUCCUGCUGUUUCUAGCUAUUUACUUGGUGACUAUCGCAGGAAACGUUGGUAUGAUUGUUCUCAUCCAGGUCAACGCCAAACUCCACACUCCCAUGUAUUUCUUCCUGAGUCACCUCUCUUUUGUGGAUCUGUGUUUCUCCACUAAUGUCACUCCAAAGAUGCUGGAAAAUUUCUUGUCCAGAAAGAAAACCAUUUCCUAUCCUGCAUGUCUGGUGCAAUGCUAUCUUUUUAUUACUUUGGUCCAUGUAGAGGUCUACAUCUUGGCUGUGAUGGCCUUUGAUAGGUACAUGGCCAUCUGCAACCCUCUGCUCUAUGGCAUUAAGAUGUCCAAGGGUGUUUGUAUAUCACACGUCACAGUGCCUUAUGUGUAUGGAGCACUGAUUGCCCUUAUGGAAACCAUGAGGACCUACAAUUUAGCCUUCUGUGGUCCCAAUGAGAUUAACCAUUUCUACUGUGCAGACCCAUCUCUGAUCAAACUGGCUUGUUAUGACACCUACCAAAAAAAGACAUCCAUGUUUGUGGUGGCUGGAUGCAAUCUUACCCUUUCUCUCCUCAUUAUCUUGGUUUCCUACCUUUAUAUUAUACCUGCUAUCUUGCGACUUCGUUCCACAGAAAGCAGGCGUAAGGCCUUUUCUACCUGUGGCUCCCACCUCACAGCUGUCACUAUAUUCUAUGCCACACUUUUCAUCAUGUAUCUGAGACCCCCCUCGAAGGAGUCUGUAGAACAGGGGAAAAUGGUGGCUGUGUUUUAUACCACGGUGAUCCCCAUGUUGAAUCCCAUGAUUUAUAGUCUUAGAAAUAAGGAUGUGAAAGAAGCACUGACCAAAGAGUUGUUAAGAAAAAAAAUGUUCUCUUAA
Suncus etruscus (white-toothed pygmy shrew) is the source of this 939-nucleotide messenger RNA. Its product is annotated as olfactory receptor 5M8-like. Gene Ontology annotation, biological process: sensory perception of smell; G protein-coupled receptor signaling pathway. The coding region runs from base 4 to 939 and encodes 311 amino acids. Lineage: Eukaryota; Metazoa; Chordata; Mammalia; Eulipotyphla; Soricidae. The record is from RefSeq and is a predicted model, not a curated record. Gene Ontology annotation, molecular function: G protein-coupled receptor activity; olfactory receptor activity; odorant binding. The transcript has a single exon. Gene Ontology annotation, cellular component: membrane.